Molecule: messenger RNA, 1327 nt
Organism: Bicyclus anynana (squinting bush brown)
Lineage: Eukaryota; Metazoa; Arthropoda; Insecta; Lepidoptera; Nymphalidae
Gene: Mnr
Product: keratin, type I cytoskeletal 9
Exons: 6
Coding region: 191-1198 (335 amino acids)
Source: RefSeq, a predicted model, not a curated record
AAUAUAUUGGGAUGUUUUGUGUGUGGUCGUGUUCAUAAAAGUUUUACUUGUUAUUAUUGAGUAAACCUACUGGAAUUAAAAUAGCUGUUUCAGUAGUUUUUUAUUACACGUUGUUGACCUUCUGAUUAACCAUUAGUGCCUGAACAAGGGGCACCAUUGCCUUCGUGAAUCGUUUGCUAAAAGAUUAAGUAUGGACUGGAGGGCGGGUCUACUCGUGCUCGGACUGCUGUGUUGCGUUGAUGGGUUCUCAAAAUACGGUAGAACAUGCAAAGACAUCGGCUGCCUCAACAGCGAGGUGUGCGUGCUAGUUGAAGACCAGUGUUCUUACGGACAGACAUCCAAUUGCGGAACGUACCCUACGUGCAAGAAGAAGUCUCAAGUUCAAGGUUCACACUCGGAGCCAGCGCAACCGUCCGUCCCUAAACCCACCCCCCAAUCUCCCACCAGAAACUUUGACUCACCACCAAGCUAUCCUGCCCCCGCACCACCAUCGAAUACUCAUAGUGGAUCUCCUUAUGGUGGAAAUUCACCAUAUGACAACUCCCCUUACGGUGGUGGAAGUUCGUCUCACGGUGGAUCUCCGUACGGUGGUAACUCCCCCUAUGGCGGUCACGCUCCAUAUGGUGGUAGUUCCCCGUACGGUGGUAGCAACCCGGGUGGUAAUCCCUACGGCGGCAAUUCCCCGUAUGGUGGUAGCAACCAUGGCGGUUCACCUUACGGCGGAUCAUCCCCAUACGGAAACAACCCUUACGGAGGAUCCUCUAACGGAGGCUCGAAUCCCUACAGUCCAAGCUCUGGCAGCGGUGGAAAAGGUGCCCUAGACACCCUUAGCAACUUAUACAACACUUUUAACAACAUCGGUCGCGGCUCUAACACAGGGGGUUCGAAUCCUUUCGGAUCGAGUUCAAACACUGGCAAAGGUCCCCUGGACAGUUUACUGGGCAGUUUUAACAGUUUCGGCAGCCAAGGAGGUGGUAGUUCCCAAGGAGGCACUGGAUUACCAAACAUCUUCGGCAGCAUACUCGGGAAUCAGCCAACCAACCAACAGCCUAGCCAGAAUAGGAAUGUAAGGCCGAACUACGCUCCGCACAGUUUAGCUACCACGAGGAUGCCGUUGUCCUAUGGGUGGAAUGUUAGCGUCACAGUGAUUUUGUCGUACCUGACUCAACUGUACAUCAAGAACGUGAUAAACUCAUAACGAGAUUACCUACAUGACAUUAUUUUAUAUAAAUAUUUUUUACUAAUAAGACGCUUUAACACUGUUAAUUAAUGUUGUUUGUUACACUGAAUAUCUAUUUAAAUAAUAAAUUAUAUACUUAUAUGUAAA